AUGGACCCACAAGCACUGCUGAUAACAGUUCGAGAGGGCACGGCUGCACGCACAUCUUGUCAUGGAGUACCACCUCCAAGAACUCCAGUUACUGUAAAGCGAUGGCAGCUGCUGUCUCUGCGGGCAGAGCCGCCUCCCGCCCCGGCGCCCCUCGGCGGGCCCGGCCCGCGCCCGGGGAGCGGGGCGAAGCGCCGCCUCCCGAGGAGCCUGGCCGCGGAGCUGGAGCUGGAGCCGGCCCGGCAGGAGGGCGAGGCGGAGAGCCCCGGGGAGAGCGAGCCGGAGGCCUGGGGAGGCGAAGGAGGCGCCCGGCCGGAGGCCAGCGGGGCUCGGGAUCUGGAGGGCGAGGAGGCAGCGUGGGAGCCUCUCCUGGAUCAGCGCAAAGCGCCAGCUGCCUACGGCCCCCCCAGCGCGCAUCUGGGCGGAGGGCACCUCUGCCCCGCGCCACCCCCACUCAGCCUGGUGCCGGCGGCUGGCAGCAGCCAUGGGGCUCCCCAGGGGCUGCCCAGCCUGGAAAGGACCUCGAGCCGGAGCCUGAGCCCCCCCAGCGCGGGGGCAGGAGAUCAGGCCCUGGGCAGUGCUGCUGAGACCUGCGGCGCCCCAGGGGAAGCUGGCAGCACCGAGGAGGAGUGCCCCAUCUGCACGGAGCCCUACGACAGCGGGCGGCACACCCGGGCCCUGCUCAACUGCAACCACGUGCUGUGCAGCGACUGCCUGCGCGCCAUCAUGGACCGGGCUGGCGCCGCUGACAUCGGCCGCGUGCGCUGCCCCAUCUGCCGCCAGAAGACCCCCAUGCUGGAGUGGGAGAUCUGCAAGCUCCAGGAGGAGCUGCUGCUGCUGCACAGCCAGCCUACCCCAGCCUCCCCACUGGCACUGCCCAUGCCGCCCUCGCUGCCGCCCCGGAGGCCAGGGCUCUGCGGGGCACUGGAGCACCACUUCCAGGUGCGUUUCCACACCAGCCGCAUGUUCGGCUGCCUGCCCUGCGUGCGCUACCCCCUGUGCCUGGUCAGUGGCCUGGGCAGCCUGCAACACCGCUGCCGCUGCUGCUACCUGCUUUCGCUGGCUGCGCUGCUGGCCGCAGAGACACUCAGCCUGCUGCUCAUCUUCCUGCCCAUCGUGCUGCUCGUGCUGCUGUUCCUCAUCCUGGACAAAUAGCUCUGAGAGCUGCACCCCAGGGCCGGGAGGCCUCUCCAGCCAGGCCAGAGUGUGGGCAGUGAUCAAUGGAGAGGAGGGGAUUGGAGGCAGGGGUCCUGGGGAAGGCCAGGCAGGGUGUUCCUACCCCCCUCAGGAGGGCUAAGCCGCAGGUGUUGGGCUGCAGUGUUCAGCCUGGGGAGAACCCUGGCGCCCUGGCCAGCAUCCCCACUCUCAGUGAGGCUGACUCUGCAGGCCAGGAGACACACAACUGGGCCGCAGCGAAGCCCUUUCCACCUGGGUUGGGCUUCUGUCCCCGCAGUUGGUAAGAAUAUAAGAAUGGCCAUACUGGGUCAGACCAAGGGUCCAUCUAGCCCAGCAUCCUGUCAUCUGAGAGUGGCCUGUGCCAGGCGCCCCGGAGGGAAUGAACAGAACAGGUAAUCAUCAAGUGAUCCAUCCCUCCAUUGAUGG
Messenger RNA from Chelonoidis abingdonii (Abingdon island giant tortoise), 1599 nucleotides. NCBI's taxonomy places the organism in Eukaryota, Metazoa, Chordata, Testudines, Testudinidae. The record is from RefSeq and is a predicted model, not a curated record.